Messenger RNA from Drosophila suzukii, 2472 nucleotides. It is a transcript of the gene Muc96D, whose product is annotated as Mucin 96D. Lineage: Eukaryota; Metazoa; Arthropoda; Insecta; Diptera; Drosophilidae. Gene Ontology annotation, molecular function: chitin binding. The record is from RefSeq and is a predicted model, not a curated record. Gene Ontology annotation, cellular component: extracellular region.
AGUAGCCACAGAACCUUCUCAGUCUGGGAAAAGUGAACUUCAACCAUCUACAGACAUGAGGAAUAUUUACGCUUUUGCCCUGCUGCUCAUUGCAGUCUUUGCAAGCACCUCCAGCGGUGCUAGCGUUUCCGAUCUUCUGUGUCGCAACAAGGCCGACGGUAUUCGGGCUGUGGUGCCCGGCAGUUGCUCCAGGUUCUAUGAGUGCCACAACGGCGUUGCCAAGGAAUAUUCGUGUCCCAGGUACUACGACUUCAAGGUCCGCAGCUGCGUGUCCUAUAACCCUGGUUGCGUCGAGGGGGUUGUAACGGAGCCAGUGGCACAGCAGUCUAUCCGGGAUACCGCUGAACCGUGCAGUGGAGCCACCACCACUGCACCACCUUGCGUGAAGCCCACAACCAAGCCUCCAUGCGCUGGAGCUUCUACUACCACAACAACAUGUGCUCCAACGACCACCACUACUACUACAACGUCAACAAUCACAACCACAACAUGUGCCCCAAUAACUACGACUACUACAACCACUGAGGCUCCAACCACUACCACAACUACAACAUGUGCCCCAACAACCACUACUACUACUACCACGACAACGACCACAACGACAACCACAACCACAACUACAACCACUACAACAACCACCACGACAACAACGACAACCACAACGUGUGCCCCAACUACUACGACUACUACAACCACUGAGGCUCCAACCACUACCACAACCACAACAACAUGUGCCCCAACAACCACCACCAGUACUACCACGACAACAACCACAACGACAACCACAACCACAACUACAACCACAACCACAACCACAACCACAACCACAACGACAACAACAACGACAACCACAACAUGUGCCCCAACUACUACGACUACUACAACCACUGAGGCACCAACCACAACCACAACCACAACAACAUGUGCCCCAACAACCACUACUACUACUACCACGACAACGACCACAACCACAACGACAACCACCACCACAACUACAACCACAACAACAACCACCACAACAACAACGACCACAACAACGACAACCACAACAUGUGCCCCAACUACUACGACUUCUACAACCACAGAGGCUCCAACCACUACCACAACCACAAGAACAUGUGCCCCAACAACCACCACCAGUACUACCACAACAACAACCACAACGACAACCACAACCACAACUACAACCACAACCACAACCACAACCACAACAACAACGACAACCACAACAUGUGCCCCAACUACUACGACAACUACAACCACUGAGGCUCCAACCACUACCACAACCACAACCACAUGUGCCCCAACAACCACUUCUACUACUACUACCACGACAACGACCACAACCACAACGACAACCACAACAACGACCACAACCACAACGACAACCACAACAACCACCACAACAACUACCACAACAUGUGCCCCAACAACUACGACUACGACUACCACUGAGGCUCCAACCACUACCACAACUACAACGACAUGUGCCCCAACAACCACCACUAGUACUACCACGACAACAACGACAACCACAACAACUACCACAACAACAACGACUACAACAACAUGUGCCCCAAGAACUACGACUACUUCAACCACUGAGGCUCCAACCACUACCACAACUACAACGACAUGUGCGCCAACAACUACCUCUACUACUACCACGACAACCACCACAACGACAACCACAACGACUACCACAACCACCACCACAACCACCACUACUACUACCACGACAACAACGACGACCACAACAACAACCACUACCACAACGACAACCACAAAAUGUGCCCCAACCACUACCAAAAGUACAACGACAUGUGCCCCAGCCACUACCAAAAGUACAACGACAUGUGCCCCAACCACUACCAAAAGUACAACGACAUGUGCCCCAACAACCACCACAUCUUCUACCACGACAACUACCGAAUGCGCUGACAAAACAACUACAACCACCGAAUGCGCUGACAAAACAACAACCACCAAAUGCGCCGACGCCACAACAACUGUCUGCCCCACAGCCGCGAAGGCGUUGACUGCCACCCACUCGCUACGUAAUCCCGUCCGCCGCAAUCCUGUCCACCGCCUUCUUUGGGAAGUGGCCCAAUGGGCGGGUAUUUCUUCCGCCAGUUCCGAGGUUGCGAUCAAGGUUUCCUGCUCCGGCAAACCCGAUGGAUUCCUGAUGGCAUCUCCCGAGCGGUGCAACGACUACUACAUCUGUCGCCACCAGCGCGCCCUGAAGGUCAGCUGUGGUGAUAGAUACUUCAACGGACAGAAGGGCAUCUGUGAUCUCCCCGAAAACACCAGCUGUGUUCAGUCCUAAGUGAUAACUUGCCCAAGUUCUGAUGCCAACAUUAUCAUGGAAAUGUGACAACCAAAUAUGGAUCGAAACAUUUAAUAAUUGUAGAAGCACUAUUUGAACAUGCACUUAAAAAAAAGCAAAAGCCUAUAGAAGGCAAAAAAAAAAUA